AUGCGAUCAGUUUCGCUCUUCUCAACGAUCCUACUUCUCAUUGCUUUGCUCUCUGGCUCAUCUGGAAGCGAUGCUAGCGAUGAUAGUCUCGAAGGCUUCACGGAUCGGAGCGACAGCAGCAAAGAAGGGCAUGACGAGCCUCCUAGGUCUGUAGAGGCUACGCGAUCGGAUUCUGCCACGAGCGGUCGCUUCGUCGAUGACUUUUUCGCCUCGCCCGAUCCAUCGGAACUACCCAUGCCGCAUCCUGUUCUAGCCAGACUAGCGCCUCCCCAAUCAGGUGUUCCCACCAGCCGAAGGAGGCUGCCCGCACCUUUGCAGAAUGUUUCUCCCGGGCCCAAUGCCCCUCCGUCUCACCCCGGACUGGCGAGGAAGCGAGCGAGGGAGAUGAUGAAGGACAGAGGCAGGCUGCGAGGUGACCAAGAUGGCUCGAUGCCUUCGAGCUUUCUCCCUCCGCGGGAAGAGGGUCAAGGACGCAGAAGAUUGCUGCGCCCGCCUCCUGGUUUUGACAGCCCGCCAACAUUGCGGCGUAUCAAAGCCGGACCGUCCGUGCAGAGCUUCGAACUGGGAAGUCCAGCUCGACGAAAUGAGGCUGUCCAAUCGUCGGCGUUUCGAGAUGCGUCAGUCCGAAGUGGUGCUGAACAGACUCGAGAAGCUGCCGCCGCUGCUGUCGCACCCGACUCUUGGCUCGAAAGGCUCUUCCAUCAAUUUCGGUCUUCCCCGGCUUCCUCCUCUCAAAUCGCAUCCUUCCAUCUACAUGGACUUCGUUACGGACGCAUUCCUGUCGUGACUUCCCGUCUUCCUCCUGUGUCUCAAAAUGGGGACUUGGAUGAUGCGAACGCUAGAGCACUGCUCCCGCAAGACGUGCGAUGGAUAUUCGACCAAACGGAAAACCGUCGUCGAGUCUCGCUCAUAGCUCUCGACAGAAGUCAUCCACCGCAUCUACGAAAAGUGAUGGCGGACGAAGCCAUGCGAUAUUACAACACGGAGGCCGAUCAGAUCCGCAGGUCGAUCGAAGGUCGAAAUCAGCUGGUGCUGUACACAUCGGGCGAAUGGCGAAGCUGGUUGCAAGAGCAUGCGGUCCCUCUGCUGAUGUCGGAAGUGUAUACAUUUGGCGCCAGGACCCAAAAUGUGCUCUCUUCAAACAUCGUAGAAGCACGAUACCGUCUAGCAACCAGGAUGCAGAUGAGCAACAUGGCGGCGCAGGAUGUGAUCGCGUUGCACGGAGAUCACGAAAAAUGGGCGGCGAACUUCUUGCUGGCCUGGUGGACGUCGUCUCAGAACAAACGGCUGCACGAAGGGCUGGAGCAUCUGCAUUGA
This is a messenger RNA of Pseudozyma hubeiensis SY62, 1317 nucleotides long. Its product is annotated as P-type calcium ATPase. The record is from RefSeq and is a predicted model, not a curated record. Lineage: Eukaryota; Fungi; Basidiomycota; Ustilaginomycetes; Ustilaginales; Ustilaginaceae. The transcript has a single exon. Bases 1 to 1317 code for a protein of 438 amino acids.